Talaromyces proteolyticus is the source of this 442-nucleotide messenger RNA. RefSeq lists its product as uncharacterized. The record is from RefSeq and is a predicted model, not a curated record. The transcript has a single exon. The annotation marks the transcript as partial. Lineage: Eukaryota; Fungi; Ascomycota; Eurotiomycetes; Eurotiales; Trichocomaceae.
UGAAAUUAAGUGACGUGGGACUCUAUCUAAAAUCCUUGACAACAUGUAUCAAUGAACGCCGCAUACUUGAUUUACCCGCUGUUGAUUUUACCGGCAGUUAUGUCUCCACCCUUACGGACGAACAUUGUUCGUCGUUGUUUUAAAUGGCAUGAUGGUGACUUUCGCUCACGAGCUCUACUUUCAACCUUUAUUCUUUCUAUUUACUCUGUUAUAACCCAUGAUCACGUACAGGACUUACUGGUGUCAAAGCACAUUGCUAUUGAUAUAAACAGCUAUAUUAAUUGAUAUUUCAAAUGUUGAGUCAACGCCAUUUCAGCUUGGAAUUUUGAGAAGAGAUAAACGUGUGAUCAUAUUGAUUAAUAAUACACCAAAGUGUUUUCUUCUAUUAUAUGGUUUUCGUUUCCCUCCAAUCUAAGAGCUCAUGUGAACUACAUACGUGUGC